CCUGCGGCUUAAUCCACAGUUCUUGACCAUCGCAUGCGCUGCUCUCUGCCCUUUGCUCCUGGAAAAGUGGAGGAUCCAGGCACAUAGCUCUCGAAAUGUCCGAAGAAUACUACUGGAACAGCAGGUCACAUGAAUGGGUCAUCCCAAAGCCUGGGGACCUUAUUGAGAUUUCCCGUGUGGCAUAUGAGCACUGGGCUGUCUAUGUGGGAUCAGGUUAUGUGAUCCACUUGGCUCCAACAGUUGACGGCAUAGUAGAAGCCAGCACCAACAGCCUCAUGUCCAUCGUGUCUGAAAAAGCCCUGGUGAAGAAGGAGCUCCUGAAGAACAUUGUUGGGGAUGGCCGCUAUUGCAUCAAUAACAAAUACGAUUCGGAAUACUGCCCGCGCCCCGCGAACAAAAUUAUCCAGGAGGCAGAAUCGCUCUUGGGAAAGAAAGUGGAUUACAGCGUGGCUACCUUUAAUUGUGAACACUUUGUCACCAACCUGCGCUAUGGCAAAGCUAGGAGCGACCAGGUGAAAGAUGCCGUGACUGCCGGCGCUGUAGGUGUGCUUGGUUUUGGGGCGAUCGUCGGUUUGACCGCAUUGAUCUGCAGUGCGUUUUCAUCCAGGGAUCGCCAAAAAAAAUAAUUGUGUUACACUUCCAUCUCAGAUGGAGGUUUCCCCAUUUUUGGAAGCUCUCUCCGGUUCAAAUUUAACCUCUUUGGUCCUUUUCCAUUUCAGACUCUGAACUACGAACAAUUAAUAAUGUGACUUGUAGUAGCGGUUCUAAAUUAAAAAAAGCAGUUUAAUGACA
Sceloporus undulatus (fence lizard) is the source of this 792-nucleotide messenger RNA. Its product is annotated as phospholipase A and acyltransferase 3-like. The record is from RefSeq and is a predicted model, not a curated record. NCBI's taxonomy places the organism in Eukaryota, Metazoa, Chordata, Lepidosauria, Squamata, Phrynosomatidae. Gene Ontology annotation, molecular function: glycerophospholipid phospholipase A1 activity; A2-type glycerophospholipase activity. The coding region runs from base 96 to 626 and encodes 176 amino acids. The transcript has 4 exons. Gene Ontology annotation, biological process: N-acylphosphatidylethanolamine metabolic process. Gene Ontology annotation, cellular component: cytoplasm.